This is a messenger RNA of Zygosaccharomyces rouxii, 2424 nucleotides long. It is a transcript of the gene RFX1, whose product is annotated as Rfx1p. The coding region runs from base 1 to 2424 and encodes 807 amino acids. Lineage: Eukaryota; Fungi; Ascomycota; Saccharomycetes; Saccharomycetales; Saccharomycetaceae. The transcript has a single exon. Gene Ontology annotation, molecular function: RNA polymerase II cis-regulatory region sequence-specific DNA binding; DNA-binding transcription factor activity, RNA polymerase II-specific. Gene Ontology annotation, biological process: regulation of transcription by RNA polymerase II. The record is from RefSeq and is a predicted model, not a curated record.
AUGCAGCAGCACCAAAGACCAACUGCUGCUGCUCCAUCAGUUCCAAUCGUUUCUACUAAUACGGUAGUACCUGGGCAGGUCCCAGGUACAGCGUUGCAUGGACAGGAGUCGGCACCAAGUCAUAAUGGUAACAACUAUGCUCCUCAAACACAGUCACAGCAAGGAACUAAUGCGACACCAGCUCAUAACAGUCAGUUGUCUUCAGUUUACAGGCUUUUACACACUCCCGAUAGUGCUGCACAGUUGCAGUUAUGGAGGUAUCAACUGCCCUCUCCUCAACUUACUCAAUCUGCCUACUCCUAUCACGACAGUGCUCAAAAGGCAGCUGUAGACAGAGCUGGCAGGUUUGCCCAAGGCCCGCUACCGUGGAGAAAUGGUAUAUCACCGCCGGAUAGUUCCAGCGGUGCUACAGCAGCAGCAGCAGCAGCUGCUGCUGCUGCCGCCGCCGCCGUCAAUAGUGCUAAUGCAAAUAAAAAUGUUAAUGUUGGUGGUGUACCUACUAGUUCGACUUCUCCAGUGGCUGCACCUACGUCGUUUUCUCAUGUGCCGGAAUCAAAUUCAAACAGUAAUGGCGUUACACCUGCUGUUGCUCCCGCUUCCGGUUCCAUUUCCAGUUCCGCUGCAUCUUCCAAUGAUACUGGUUUCCAUAACUUCCCAUCAGAGACAAGACGUAACACACAGGAAGCGGUUGCGCGUGGUAUAGCAGAACGUCAUAGAGAUCGACCAAUUGCAGAAUAUGCCGCAAUUGUCAAACAGGCAGAAAUUGCUGUUCUCAACAUGGAUCCUCAGACGCAUUCGAAAACGUUAGUUCAGACUGCAGAACAAAACCGAGAACGUGAAAGACAAGUUUAUGCUUUAUUAUGGUUGAUGAAAAGUUGUCAAGCUCAACCAGAUAGCUAUGUGCCAAGAGGUAGAAUUUUUGCUCAAUAUGCAGCUUCGUGCGCCCAAAAUGGGCUGAAACCAUUAUCACAAGCUUCAUUGGGGAAAUUGAUUAGAGCUGUUUUCCCUGAUUUAACAACUAGGAGAUUAGGUAUGAGAGGGCAGUCAAGGUAUCAUUACUGUGGAUUAAAAUUAGUGGGACCUGCUCAAAAUUCAUCUGAAACUGAUACACCAUCUUCCAUGACAAAUAAGGUCGGAUUAUCGGCGACCGCACCACAUUCUCCUAUGCCAAUGCAUUUGUUUCCACAACAACCAUCACAAGUGUCUACUUCGGCAUCAAUUUCUGCAUCUUCGCCACUUUUGUCGCUGCAACAACAGCAGCAACAACAGUAUUAUCAACAACAACAGCAUUAUCAACAGCAUUAUCAACAGCAACAACAACAACAGCUUUACCAACAACAACAGCACCAGCAACAUGGAUUGCCCCAUAAUGUAAACUCACAAAUUUCCUUGCCUUCAAAUGAUUAUUAUCAUCCUUACACGCAUACAAAAUCAAAUCCAAUUGGAUUAGAACCUUUAACAACUGAUAGAGCUUUUAACGAUUAUGAGUCAGUUUUCAUGGAGAAUAUGUACGAUCACAUAUUUUCCAACGAAGUACCAAUUCCUUCUGACUAUGCAUUGAAAUUUCCCAAAAUUCCACGUUCUCAAUUACCAGCAGGAACGGAUGAAGAUAUAGUUUCUGCAUUGGAAUCAUUGUACCAUGUUCAUUGUAACACUAUUUUUGAGCAUAUUCGGUUUAUGAGGUUUGAUCAAUUGCCAAAUUGUCUUGUUUUAUUCGGUUCAGGUUCAAUUUCACCUCAAAUGUAUAAUCUUUUCACUCACGAAAGUUUACACUAUUGGGUUUACGAAUGUGAUUUAAUCACCCAUGUAUCAUUGAUCAAGUGUCUUUCCCGUAUGGUUUUAGAUUUUGAUAAGGUGCCUGCAAGCUCUAUUGUUAAGUUGGAAGAAUUUGCAAAAGCUUACGAUGAGAUCAUAUCAGAAUCUACAAUCGAUUUACCAGUUGUAAUGGUCGCUCAUAAAACAGAAAUUGUUAAAAAUUUUUCCAGAUUGGUUAGAAAAUUGAUCCAGUUAAUCAAAUAUCUGAGAGAAACUUCAAAAAUUUUACCAAAUUUCCAACAUAUGUCCAAGGAUUGGUUAUCUUACGAUAAUCUUGAUGAUGUUCUUUAUGUGAUUAAUAGAAACGGGUAUGAAAAAAUUGUUCCGAUGAUUAGACAAUUCAUGUCUGUUGAUGUUACAAGGUUUGUUGAUGAAUUGGCUUCAGGCGUUGUUAGAUUAGACGUCUUUGUCCGUAGGUUCUGUGAAAUAAUUUCAUCAGUAAGGGACGUACCAGCGUACAAGAUCAUGGAAUGUAUUAUGAUGUUUUCUAAAGUAUUCAUGGCAGAUACCAAUAUUGAGAUGCAACAAAAGGGUUAUCCUUGGUACGUAUUAGACAUGUUGUUCAAUUUGCUUAUUGGAUACUGUUACGAACUGAAUAGGUUUAUAUAG